Molecule: messenger RNA, 700 nt
Organism: Phalaenopsis equestris
Lineage: Eukaryota; Viridiplantae; Streptophyta; Magnoliopsida; Asparagales; Orchidaceae
Product: probable WRKY transcription factor 43
Exons: 2
Coding region: 1-495 (164 amino acids)
Biological process (GO): regulation of DNA-templated transcription
Molecular function (GO): sequence-specific DNA binding; DNA-binding transcription factor activity
Source: RefSeq, a predicted model, not a curated record
AUGGAGAAAUAUAACAUAACAUCUGCUUCCUCUACUUUCUGUGCUCAUCACAAUUAUUCUCAUUCUGAAGCGAUCCAGAUGAAUAACCUGCAUACUCUAGAGAAGAAGGAGGUGUUUGAAAUGGACGGUGGAGAUGAUGAUGAUGUUAAAGGGAGUAGUAUUGGAGUUAGUGGGGGGAAGAAGAAGAAGGGAGAGAAGAAGGUUAGAAGGCCACGGUUCGCUUUCCAGACGAGGAGUCAAGUUGACAUACUUGAUGAUGGCUAUCGUUGGAGGAAGUAUGGCCAGAAAGCUGUCAAGAACAAUAACUUUCCUAGAAGCUAUUAUCGGUGCACGCAUCAAGGGUGCAGUGUCAAGAAACAAGUUCAGAGGCUAUCCAAAGAUGAUGAGGUUGUGGUCACAACAUAUGAAGGGGUUCAUACUCAUCCUAUAGAGAGAAACAAUGAUAACUUUGAACAAAUUUUGAAUCAAAUGCAGAUCUACACUAGAUUUUACUAGACUGGCAUUCCAAUGCCCCAAUAUCUACAAAAUUGGAGUCCACUCUUUAAGCCAACUCCUUUUUUUGUCAUAAUAAUUCCUAUAUUUCUUUGUUUGUAAAGGCAGGACUCCUGAAUCUUGUACUACUAGCACUUUUCAUUAUGAGUGAAGCAUUUGUAACUGUUGAUUAUAGAUGAUAAAUAUCAUAGAUUGGUAAAUUUACAAA